AUGAAGCAACUGUUAGUGACAACUGGAGCCACAGUAACAUUCAUCAAACUCAUACGGUAUACAUUAUCACCACGAUUCGUGAAUGAACUCUUCAAGUUGAAAUUCACAGAUCAUGUUGUUCAGUAUGGAAAGUCUGCUGAAGCUGAAGUUCUGGUAAGGUCAUUCCUCGAUAAGCUCGCAAAAGUCUUUACUUCAAAAGAGGGUCCUGAAAGCGAUUCGGAUGGAGUGAUAAAUUUAACCAUAGAAUAUAAAAAAGCGGUUUUAAAAAUUAAAUGCAUCAAAUUUGACAGAGAUUUGGUGCAAAAGUAUACCUCGAAAUCAGACCUUGUGAUAUCACACGCUGGUACCGGUUCCAUUCUUGAUUCUUUGAGAAUGAAGAAGAAGCUUGUGAUUCUUGUCAAUGAUAAGCUUCAGGAUAAUCAUCAGCUUCAAAUUGCCAAAGCAUUUGAAGAAAAAAAGGUUCUCCGGGUAGCCAGCACUGAUUUUGAUGAGUUUAUUCGACUUGUAGCCAAUGUUGAGCACGAAGAGUUUACACAGUUAUCCGAACCACGGGGUUCGGUGAUUGAAGAUAUAUUAUUGGCUGAAAGUACGUAA
Brettanomyces bruxellensis is the source of this 594-nucleotide messenger RNA. RefSeq lists its product as uncharacterized. The transcript has a single exon. Bases 1 to 594 code for a protein of 197 amino acids. Gene Ontology annotation, molecular function: hexosyltransferase activity. NCBI's taxonomy places the organism in Eukaryota, Fungi, Ascomycota, Pichiomycetes, Pichiales, Pichiaceae. Gene Ontology annotation, cellular component: extrinsic component of endoplasmic reticulum membrane; UDP-N-acetylglucosamine transferase complex. The record is from RefSeq and is a predicted model, not a curated record. Gene Ontology annotation, biological process: dolichol-linked oligosaccharide biosynthetic process.